Messenger RNA from Dermacentor andersoni, 6391 nucleotides. RefSeq lists its product as uncharacterized. The record is from RefSeq and is a predicted model, not a curated record. Lineage: Eukaryota; Metazoa; Arthropoda; Arachnida; Ixodida; Ixodidae.
UGGCAAAACAGUAAUUUUAUUGUAUUCUUUUUUUUUUGGCAUAUACUAGGAUCAAAAACUGACGAAAAAAACACAGGCACGAUGAUGUGUGGAGCAGACGACAGCUCGGCGCCGCCGUAACCGCUGCCGGUAGGCGCAGUUCCGCCGGACUGCCGAGGCACCGGAUUGGCUGGGACGUCAGAAGAAGGAGGGGCUUUAAGAAGAAAUCGAUUGUAGAGAGAGAGUGGUUCUUGAAGGGAUAAGGAAAGGUGGACGCUGUUUUCUGCAGCCCUUGCGGGAGCACGGCUCAGCGUGAUUGCCAUACUAGUACACUCUACCGUGAUGUCAGCGACAAACCACCCCAUAUUCUUUUUUUGCUGGCACCGUCGUGGUUGGCACAUGGAGCUUUUGAUUUGAAAAGUCAAGCCAAGCCAGUCCAUGCCAAGUGCGGCUUUAAAAAACACUGCAGCGGACAGCCGGUAAGUCCCUCUCAUGUUUUUCAGGGUAGCAGAAAGUGGAACGUAAAUCUGUACGGGGAAGAAAUAGAUGCAUAAGCGCAUGUUUUUAAUUAGCGAACAGUGUAGACAGAAUCUUCAUCAAUUACAUAGUGAAUGAGGAGACGGCUUCGCGCGACUUUGCCAUGGAGCUCUUUGUGUCGGAUGGAACGGGUGCUGGAACUCACGGCGUCGCUUCGCCUGUAGAAUAAAAUCACCAAAGCUGCUCUCCAAAGGUUUCAGAAAGAUUUGAUGACAGCGCCAGCAAGCCCUCAUCCAGCACGCUCUCUCUCUGCAAAGGUGAUUGCUAAUUGGAAGACUUGAAGAGCUGCUUACACGUACCUGAGACGGGCUGCGCAAGGCAAUAUGAUAAACCGGGUACUCCAUCGUUAAGCUUCAUCAUAAUAACGCUGGAGCCGGUUGGAACCGCUCCCCUACAGUGAUAAGCUUUAAACAAACCGCCCACUCUGUUGGCUCCUUCACGAUCGUGACAAAAAGGGUGUCGAAAUGCUUUAAAGCUCUUCUUCCUGAAGUGUUGUGCCGUUGAGAAAAUGACCAAGGCAAUGAAAAGCGGGGCUCGGUGCCAAGACGCCAAAGUCAACGACUUCUUCGAGAAAGGGCUGGAAGAAAACGACGAGCCCGACGACCCCGCAUGCUCCAGGAGCGAAUGUUCGCACCGUGGCGCAGCGCUCGUAUAUCGAGAGUGCUCGGAUAAGGAGGCGAGAGUGCUUCGACGCAUGUUGAUUGUGGGUCCACCCGUGAGGAAGCUUUGCAUAUGGGAAAUGUCGCUGAGGGCGUUCAGGAUCGCAUUUGGCCGCCUCGAAGGGUGCUCCUCGCUCGAAGAACUUCGGGUGUUGAUGAUUGUAUGCGAAGAGGAGGAAGAAUUCAGCGUCAACCUUUCCGGAGUGUUCGGCAGACUGCGUUCAUUGCAGUUGCACAGCUUGAACAUAGGGACCGCAUUCGCGAAGGGCAUAGCAAACUACCUCCCAGAGAACACGACGCUGAGGGAAUUCACCCUAGGGUUCAGCGGUGACGACGAGGUUCCCGCCGCGCUCAUCGAAGCGCUCAUCGAAGCGCUAAUGGUAAACAACACGCUCAAGAGAUUUACCUUAGCGGAGGCGCUGGUGUCCUCAGAGAGCGGGAUCGCAUUCGCGAAGAUGUUGGCAGUUAACUCGACGUUGGAGCUGGUGGACCUUACCGACGAGUGUUCCCUGGAAGCGGAAAGUGUGUCGGCUCUGCUGGAGGAGGACCGUUAUGAGCAAGUCUUCAAGAGGCUUCGCAUAGUGUGGACGGAGCAGCUUCUGCCGCUGCUUACGAGGCUCAUCCGCAAAAAAGCGUGUUGGCCCGAGCUCUCGGUCAGGCUCAGCGCUUCGGUGGACCGGGAUGUUCUGCGCGAGUUCUUCGACGCCAUGGCCACAGACACUAGAAUUCGCGCGCUCCACUUCGACCCGAUCGAUGAGACAUUCGACGACCUCGCGGAUGGCAUCGCUUCGGUUGCAAAGCGGACGACGACUCUCAAGGAAAUCGACAAUCAUACACCCGUCAAACCGGGCAACGAGCAGCAGCUGGUCAAGGUUCUGGACGCCCUGAAAGAGAACCGUUCCGUCACCUCGUUCGUCAUGUCCGCAGACUCGGUGACGCCAGAAAUAGCGACGUCCCUGUCCGAGCUGCUGGCCGUCAACGGCACUCUGAACGUGAUUUCCGUCUGCAGGUACUUUGAAAUCACCGACGACAUCCUGGCGACUCUCCUGCGAGGCAUGAGAAAAAACUACACCGUGAUACAUCUGAAUGUUGGCCGGGUACCUGACUAUGACUCCAAGGCUGUCCUCGAAAUGGAGCAGCUCGUGGAGAGGAAUGGUCGUCUCCACGAGAAAGCGGCCGAGUUCGUGAAUGCAGGUGGCGACCGCGAGAGCGACGCCGAAGGAGCGGACGCGCUGCAGAAGGUGCGCACGAGCGCGCCCCUGGUCGGGGAGGUGCAGAGGCUCAGCGGAAAGACGAGCGACGCUGCGACGGAGCUGAUACGCGCAGCCUUGGCUCGUCUAUGUGUGUGAAGGGGGCGUCUGGUGCGAAGCACGAGUGUUUUGCCCUAUCGCGUUCCUCGCUUUCCGAUCGGGAUUGACAACUGUCGAAGGGAAAGUAAGCGCUCCCGAAAGCACUCAGGAUGUGGAUGCGGCCGAAGUUCACCAAGUUGCUGCUGGUAGUGCGAAUUGAAAACGCUGCACUGCAAGCACGCCUUGACGACUUUGAGGAGCGUUCCCGCCGUGAAAACUUAACCAUGUAUGGACUGAAGGACAAUUUUUCAGAAGGCUGGGCUCGCACACCGAAGAAGCCGUACGAGCCGUUCUUGCAGAUCAUCUAUCUGUAGAACUUCCUGCAGACGCAAUUUCACGAGCGCAUAGACUUGGCUCUUUUGUCACCGGCAGAAAUCGUCCUAUAGCUCUUAAGUUUGCUUCGUUUAAAACAAGAGAGAGUGUUUUAGCACACAUGUCUAAACUGAAAAAUACGGGAGUCGCUCUAGAAGAGAACUUUUGUAAAGCAACGAGGCAGAUACGUGAAAAGCCGAUAGAUUUCGCCAAAGCCACCACACAACCCUACAACCUAAGAUAUGAUCGAUUACAUAUAAAUAAAGAAUGCUACGUCUACUGCAAAGAAACUAGUAACGUCUGUGAAAUAGAUUCCCCUAGCGCUUCUGCAUCUGGUGGCCGCGUAUCUUCAUCAGAUCCGCAACACGUUGCUGGUUUUCCUCGGGCACAUGCCUCCGAUAAUGAUACAACUUCCAGUGUGUCACACCCUCAUAGUGCUCCGACGUGGGAAUCAGCGGCCGUUCAGGCGAAGCAGAUCGCCGACUAUUCAUUUCUUGCGAUCAGAAGUAUAUUAAAGAAGCGCGAUACCUUAUCCUGUUUAAUGGACACAUGUCUAGCGGAUGUCGUUGUUUUAAACGAGACUUGGUUGUCAAGUAAAGUGAAGAAUUGUGAACUCUUGUGAAAAGACAGACAUGACUGAAGUGACCGAUCAGGGGGCGGUGUUUUGAUUGCCGUUUCUGAAGGCAUAAAUUUUUACGUCGUCCCGAUUCAAUCAGAGCUUUAAUUUCUCUGUACAUGCGUUACCCUAAACCAUCACGAUGUCAUUGUUUGUGCAUGUUAUCGGCCUCCGCUUUCUGCCAUUACUUUGUGUGAACCCUACGAUAGUCUGUUGUGUCUCGAUACCCGAAAGCGCCAAUUUUUCUUAUGGGUGACUUCAAUUUUACAGGUAUUCAGUGGAACGAUUCCAACCCCAUUGUAGCUACUAAAUCAUUCGAGUGUAUAGCUUUCAUUGACCUCUGCUCUGCAUUUAAUCUUUCCCAGCUCGUACAAGAGCCAACUCGCGUUACUCCUUCAUGUGCAAAUGUAUUCGACCUCGUGCUCACCAACUAUCCCGAUUCUGUCUCUUCCCUAACCCUACUGGCAAGUCUAAGUGACCACCUUGCAAUCCAUUUUACUACGCCAUCGCGCUCGCGGCGCACCAUCGAAACAUUCGAAAAUAGUCCGCGAUUACGGGAGAGCAGACUUUCAAGCCAUUAAAACUGCUUUGAAAAAGUUCGUUGACGAGUUCUUUCCGCAGUUCUGGGAACGCACAGUACAAGAGAACUGGCGGUUGUUUCAAACGCAAGGCAAAGCGCUCAUCGAUAAAUACAUUCCGCUGCGAAGAAUAUCUGGCAAGAGACAUUCGCCGUGGUUCAAGCCAUGGUUCAGACGCUUACUGAACAAGAAAAAGCGCAUGUUCCGCCGGUGCGAGAAACUUGUGACUGACAGAGCAAGGUCGGCUUAUCAAUCUACCGCUGCGGAAUAUAAACGUGCUCUCAUCGGUGCUAAACACAAUUAUUUUCAUUAAACCUUUACUUCGAAUCCCCGCAAAUUUUGGAAUUUUAUCGGCAUGCGCGAAUCUGAUGAAGUUCGCUUGAAGAACGAUGGAGGAUUCUUUGUCUCAAAUAAACAGUGCUGUAUCUUAAUGACACAUUUUCAUAGUCUUUUUCACAUGUUGCACCAAUAACCGUUCCUAUUAUUUCUGCACCUGACUUCUUUCAAUUGGACCCUAUCCUUAUCGACUGGGCAGGCAUUUCUAAACUCAUUCAAGUUGCAAGACUUUCAUCAUCAGGUGCUACCGAUGUUAUUAACUACAAGUUUUUGAAAAACACCCAGACUUGUUCAACCGUUAUGCUGUCGUAUGUAUUUUCGCAGUCAUUGCAGAGUGCCACGUUGCCGUAUGACUAGAAGGUGGUUCCGGUGCAUAAAUCUGGCGAUUUCCAUAGCCCCCACAACUACAGGCCUAUCUCAUCAACAUCAGUUCCAUGCAAGCUGCUUGAACAUGUAAUAUAUUCUAACUUGAUGUUGCAUCUCGAAUCGAACAGUUUCUUCACACCUAAUCAGCAUGGUUUUCGCAAACGCCACUCCUGCGAAACUGAACUGGUUGCGUUCACCAAUGAUUUGUUUUCCAUUUUGGAUUGUUCAUCAUUUGUGGACUGCUCUUUUUUUUUAGAUUUUGCGAAAGCAUAUGAUACUGUGUCAUAUCAACUACUACUUUUUUUUUUAAUUAUGGGGUUUUACGUGCCAAAACCACUUUCUGAUUAUGAGGCACGCCGUAGUGGGGGACUCCGGAAAUUUCGACCACCUGGGGUUCCUUAAUGUGCACCUAAAUCUAAGUACACGGGUGUUUUCGCAUUUCGCCCCCAUCGAAAUGCGGCCGCCGUGGCCGGGAUUCGAUCCCGCGACCUCGUGCUCAGCAGCCUAACACCAUAGCCACUGAGCAACCACGGCGGGUCUACUACUUUUCAAGCUUAGUAAACUAAAUCUUGAUACUAAUCUGAUGAAGUGGACGUAGUGCUUUUUGCAGGGCCGUACCCAUGCGUUUCAAUUAAUGACUGUGACUCACCUGUAUGCCCCGUAUAACAUCCGGUGUUCCCCAUGGCUCCGUACUAGUUCCUCUGCUUUUUCUAAUUUAUAUUAACGACCUUACUGAUUCCAUUGACUCACAAACUAGACUACGCUGAUGACUGCGUAUUACAUAGACAAAUAUCUAAACCAUCUGAUGCAGCUACUCUUCAAUCUGAUCCGGAUAACGUCUCCACUUGGUGUCGCACCUGGUCUAUGAAACUAAAUAUAGGUUAGUGCAAAGCAAUGAGAAUAACACGGACGCCUGACCAGUCUUCAUGCACCUACUUCCUUAAUAACUCAUGUUUAACUUCAGUCUCUCAUUAUAAGUUUCUCGGCGUAUACAUUACUGCCAACCUAUCAUGGAAAACGCACGUUGCACAUUACACUAAUAAUGCUAACCACACACCCUUCGCGUAAUUUUUCCCUGGCUCUUUCGUCCCCAUUACUACUUCUAUAUAAUACUCUUGUGCGCCCGAAACUAGAGUAUGCUUCUUCCGUUGGGGUCCCCACACCAAAUGACUCAUAAAAAUCCUCAUACAAGUCUGUUCAUUUUAUAAUUUCUAAUUAUUUUCGAUCAGCCAGUGUAACGCUUGUGAAGAAAACAUUAGAUCUUCCUGACCUUUCCUUACGCCGUCGUAUAUCUCGUUUAUGCCUCUUUCACAAAAUAUAUUUCACCGAUGACACUCUAAAGCGAUCGCUUUUUAUUACGCCCACUUACUUUUCAUCCCGCAUGGACCACCGGUUCAAAGUUGGCGUGCCAAGCUGCAGGACUAAUUUUUAUUUUGAUUCGUUUGUUCCGAAGACAAGCGCGGACUGGAACCACCUUCCUGCCUCCGUCGUGCCAAUUGCAGUACCCGAAGUCUUCAAGUCUGCUGUAUAUGAUAAUCUUCAUUAACCUACCUACUACAAAUGCAUUCUUGUAUACCCAGUUGCAUUCUUGUAUUCUUGUAUGCCUCUCUGUAACGGCGAAUGACCCUGAGAGUAAAUGAAAUGAAAUAUCCUUACAAA